Miniopterus natalensis is the source of this 2834-nucleotide messenger RNA. The record is from RefSeq and is a predicted model, not a curated record. NCBI's taxonomy places the organism in Eukaryota, Metazoa, Chordata, Mammalia, Chiroptera, Miniopteridae.
GCAUGCGGGGUGGGGCGGCCGUGAGCCGGAGGCGACGAUGGAAGGCUUAACGCUGAGCGAUGCGGAGCAGAAAUACUACUCGGAUCUCUUCUCCUACUGCGACAUCGAGAGCACCAAGAAGGUGGCGGCCAACGGGCGGGUGCUGGAGCUGCUCCGGGCCGCACAGCUGCCCAACGACGUGGUCCCCCAGGUUGUGGAUUCCUUUGAGAUUCUGGCACACACAUUGGACAUCUGCUUAGAAAACGUAGUUAAACAAAAUUUUGCAUACAAUUUGAGGUUGCCAGCCUUCCCCCAACCUAGUCAAGCUCAUCCCAUGGACUGCUACAAUAAGAACAUUUUAAGGAAGAGCAGGCGAAUUUGUGAAAUGCUGAAUGAACAUAAGUCUUUCUUAAAGAUUAUGGAGCUUUGUGGUGCAAAAAGACUUGGUUAUUUUGGAAGAAGUCAAUUCUAUAUUGCUUUGAAACUUGUAGCUGUUGCCCAGUCUGGUUUCCCUUUAAGAGUGGAAAGUAUUAAUACAGUAAAGGACCUUCCUCUGCCAAGAUUUGUUGCUUCAAAGAAUGAGCAAGAAUCUCGCCAUGCAUCCUCAUAUUCUUCAGAUUCUGAAAAUCAAGGGUCUUAUUCUGGUGUAAUUCCUCCACCACCUGGAAGGGGGCAAGUGAAAAAGGGAUCCGUAAGCCAUGACACUGUCCCGUCUCGUACAUCUGCAGAUCAACAGGAACCUGCAUCUCCAGUAGUUUCACCACAGCAGUCCCCACCAACUUCUCCGCACACAUGGAGAAAACACAACCGUCAUCCCAGUGGAGGAAAUGGUGAGAGGACUCUUGCAGGACCUGGGCCGUUUUGGUGUCCCUUUGGUGAAGCACAAUCAGGUUCUUCUGCUGGUGACACGGUGUGGUCAGGGCAUUCUCCACCUCCACCUCAAGAAAACUGGGUCAGUUUUGCAGAUACUCCACCAACCAGUACUCUUUUAACCAUGCAUCCUGCUUCUGUCCAGGACCAGACAACAGUACGAACUGUAGCGUCAGCUACAACUGCCAAUGAAAUUCGUAGGCAAUCCAGUAGCUAUGAUGAUCCCUGGAAAAUAACAGAUGAACAAAGACAGUAUUAUGUAAAUCAGUUUAAAACCAUUCAACCUGAUCUUAACGGAUUUAUUCCAGGAUCUGCAGCUAAAGAGUUUUUUACAAAAUCAAAGCUUCCUAUUCUUGAACUUUCUCAUAUUUGGGAACUCUCAGACUUUGAUAAAGAUGGAGCAUUGACACUGGAUGAGUUUUGUGCUGCUUUUCAUCUGGUAGUUGCUAGGAAGAAUGGCUAUGACUUACCAGAAAAACUUCCUGAAAGCUUAAUGCCCAAACUGAUUGAUUUGGAAGACUCAGCAGACGUUGGGGAUCAGACAGGCGAGGUAGGUUAUUCAGGCUCUCCUGCAGAAGCACCUCCAAGCAAGUCACCAUCAAUGCCGUCACUGAACCAGACUUGGCCAGAGAUGAAUCAGAGCAGUGAGCAGUGGGAGACAUUUAGUGAACGCUCUUCAAGCUCACAAACUCUGACCCAAUUUGAUUCUAACAUUGCACCAGCUGAUCCUGAUACUGCUAUUGUUCAUCCAGUUCCCAUUCGUAUGACUCCAAGCAAAAUCCACAUGCAGGAAAUGGAACUUAAAAGAACUGGCAGCGAUCAUACUAAUCCCACUAGCCCAUUACUUGUGAAAACAUCCGACCUUUCAGAAGAAAAUAAGAUAAAUUCAUCAGUGAAAUUUGCUUCUGGAAAUACUGUAGACGGUUACAGUAGCUCAGACUCCUUUACUUCAGACCCAGAGCAGAUCGGGAAUAAUGGAACUCGUCAAAGGUCUCAUUCAGGAACGUCCCCUGAUACCACUGCACCACCACCUCCCCCUCCAAGGCCACAGCCUUCUCAUUCUAGAUCAUCAUCUUUGGAUAUGAAUCGGACCUUUGCAGUCACCACAGGACAACAACAAGCUGGAGUUGUUGCCCAUCCUCCUGCAGUGCCUCCAAGACCACAGCCCUCACAGGCUGCUGGUCCCGCAGUGCAUCGCCCAGUGGAUGCUGAUGGCCUGAUAACUCACACUAGUACCUCACCUCAGCAGAUACCAGAACAACCAAAUUUUGCAGAUUUCAGCCAGUUUGAAGUAUUUGCUGCAUCAAACGUAAAUGAAGAACAAGAUGAGGAAGCUGAGAAACACCCAGAAGUCUUGCCGGUUGAAAAAGCUUCUGAUCCUGCAAGUACUCUUCGAGUUGCCAAAACAGAUAGUAAAAUUGAAGAAAAGACAGCUGCUAGUGCUCCCGCCAAUGUGAGCAAAGGUACAACCCCUCUUGCUCCACCACCCAAACCUGUUCGAAGAAGAUUAAAAUCAGAAGAUGAGUUAAGGCCAGAAGUUGAUGAACAUGCACAAAAGACAGGUGUCUUAGCUGGUGUUCUUGCAUCACAGCCUUCUAUUCCUAGGUCUGUUGGGAAAGAUAAGAAAGCUAUUCAGGCAUCAAUUAGGCGCAAUAAGGAAACCAACACAGUUUUGGCCAGAUUGAAUAGUGAAUUGCAGCAACAGUUAAAGGAUGUUCUUGAGGAGAGAAUUUCCCUGGAAGUUCAACUGGAACAACUUCGACCAUUCUCUCACCUAUAAGCCAAUUGCCGUUAACUGUGAACAUACCCAUUUUUAAGCAGUUUUGGGUUCAAGCCAAUUUGGAGACCCAUACAUUCAGCUCACUGCUUAAUUCAACAUUAAAUUUUAUGAUUGUUUUGCCCUAUAUGUUCACCACUGUAUUUAAGUAUCUUUUAUUUUUUAAUUUCAACAAUAAAAGGGUCAGGAUGACUUUUUCUGGAGGGUA